Messenger RNA from Eptesicus fuscus (big brown bat), 1595 nucleotides. It is a transcript of the gene RXYLT1, whose product is annotated as ribitol xylosyltransferase 1. Gene Ontology annotation, biological process: protein O-linked glycosylation via mannose. The transcript is spliced from 7 exons. Gene Ontology annotation, molecular function: ribitol beta-1,4-xylosyltransferase activity. The record is from RefSeq and is a predicted model, not a curated record. The coding region runs from base 156 to 1583 and encodes 475 amino acids. Gene Ontology annotation, cellular component: Golgi apparatus. NCBI's taxonomy places the organism in Eukaryota, Metazoa, Chordata, Mammalia, Chiroptera, Vespertilionidae.
GGGGCCUGGGCGGGGCGUCAGGGCCGCGGGCCGCAGGUGCUGGUGGUUCUGGGCCUGGGCCUGCACCGGAUGCCCCUCGGGCCGCGGCCCUGAGUGGCGGCAUCUCCCCGGCCCCGGUCCUGGGCGGCGGUGGCCUGGCAGGAAGCCUAAGUGGGAUGCGGCUGACGCGGAAGCGGCUGUGCUCGUUUCUCAUCGCCUUGUACUGCCUCUUCUCUCUUUACGCCGCCUACCACGUCUUUUUCGGGCGCCGCCGCCGGGCCCCGGCCGCAUCCUUGCGGGGCCUCCGGAAGGGGGCGGCCCCAGCGCGGGAGGGGCGCGGCCGAGAACCAUCUACUUUGGGAAGUGAAGAAUGGAAUCCUUGGGAAGGAGAUGAAAAAAAUGAGCAACAACACAGAUUUAAAACUAGUCUCCAAAUAUUAAAUAAAUCCAUGAAAGGGAAAACAGACUUCCGAGUACAAAUCUGGGGCAAAGCUGCCAUUGGUUUGUAUCUCUGGGAGCAUCUUUUUGAAGGCAUACUUGAUCCUACUGAUGUGACCGCUCAAUGGAGAGAAGGAAAUUCAAUUGUAGGAAGAACACAUUACAGAGAAGAAGGGAGAGGAAUAGAGUCAGAAACAUCGAUGAGAAACAUCGAUCAGCUGCCUCCUGCACGCCCCCUACUGGGGAUGUACCCACAACCAAGCUUCAUCACUGGUCCAGCUGUAGUCCCGGGGUACUUCUCCGUUGAUGUGAAUAGUGUGGUACUCAUUUUAAAUGGAAGAGAAAAAGCAAAGGUCUUUUAUGCCACCCAGUGGUUACUUUAUGUACAAAAUUUAGUACAAACUCAAAAACUCCAGCAUGUUGCUGUUGUUUUGCUUGGAAAUGAACAUUGUAACAAUGAAUGGAUCAACCAAUUCCUCAAAAGAAAUGGAGGCUUUGUGGAGCCGCUUUUCAUCAUAUAUGACAGCCCCUGGAUUAAUGACAUGGAUGUUUUUCAGUGGCCUUUAGGGGUAGCAACGUACAGGAAUUUCCCUGUGGUGGAGGCAAGUUGGUCAAUGCUGUAUAAUGAAAGGCCCUACUUAUGUAAUUUCCUAGGAACUAUUUAUGAAAAUUCAUCCAGACAAGCACUCAUGAACAUUUUGAAACAAGGUGGAAUUGAUAAGCUCUGUUGGGUCUCAGUAAGAGAACAGUGGCAGCCUCAGGAAACAAAUGAAAGCCUUAAGAAUUAUCAAGAAGCUUUGCUUCAGAGCGACCUCACACUGUGCCCAGUAGGAGUAAACACGGAAUGUUAUAGAAUAUAUGAGGCGUGCUCCUAUGGCUCCGUUCCUGUGGUGGAAGAUGUCAUGACAGCUGGCAGCUGUGGAAAUACAUCUGUUUCCCAGAAUGCUCCUCUGCAGUUACUCAAGUCCAUGGGCGCUCCCUUUAUCUUUAUUAAGAACUGGAAGGAACUUCCUGCUGUAAUAGAAAAAGAGAAAACUAUGACUUUACAAGAAAAAAUUCAAAGAAGAAAAAUGUUACUUCACUGGUAUCAACACUUCAAAACAGAGCUAAAAAUGAAAUUUACUAAUAUUUUAGAAAGUUCAUUUUUAAGGAACAAUAAAGGUUAACUAUUAAUUAUC